AUGGAGAUACAGCUCCUACUUGCUCUACGGUACUACGCAACUGGUUCGCACCUUAUUGCUUCUGGGGACUUCUCUGGAGUUAGCAAAACUAGCGCUCAUAGAAUUAUUCACCGAGUGACUGCUGCUAUUGCUGGACUGGCUCGAGAAGACAUUAAAAUGCCUUCUACAGAAGCAGAAGUUACUGCUGCUCAAGUACAUUUCUAUGCAAUAGCACGUUUCCCUAAAGUUAUUUCGGCAUUAGAUAGCACUCACGUUCGAGUGCAGUCAUUUGGUGGGGACGAUGCUCAAGUGUUUAGAAAUCGAAAAGGAUAUUUCUCCAUAAACGUUCAAGCCAUUUGUGAUAGUGGCAUGAAAUUUACCAGUAUUGUGGCACGUUGGCCAGGAGCAGUUCAUGAUUCCACUAUUUCUCGAAAUUCUAGGCUAUGCGCUCGAUUGCAAGCUGGUGAGUUCAGGGACGCAAUAAUAUUGGGAGAUGGAGGAUUUCCGUGUUUGGCGGCAGGAAUGCGCUUCAAAGUUGAUCAUGUGCUUCCUGUGAUAGUAUCAACUGCGGUGUUGCAUAAUAGAGCCCGUCUCGCUGCAGAGAAUCUGCCCUCCGACAAGCCUCUUCUAAAUGUUCGUUCGGACGAAGUUUUAAACGAGGAUCUUCAUAACCGUGAUAACCUGCCUGUCGAUGAUGGAAAUUCACUUCGAAACAUUAUUGCCUAUUUUCAAAGUUUGAUUGAUCAACAAUAA
Messenger RNA from Belonocnema kinseyi, 732 nucleotides. RefSeq names its product putative nuclease HARBI1. The coding region runs from base 1 to 732 and encodes 243 amino acids. Lineage: Eukaryota; Metazoa; Arthropoda; Insecta; Hymenoptera; Cynipidae. The transcript is spliced from 3 exons. The record is from RefSeq and is a predicted model, not a curated record.